Molecule: messenger RNA, 1545 nt
Organism: Aureobasidium uvarum
Lineage: Eukaryota; Fungi; Ascomycota; Dothideomycetes; Dothideales; Saccotheciaceae
Source: the annotation of a GenBank genome assembly
AUGACUGAGGAAAAGCACAACCCUCCUAUCGUACAGGAGAAGGGUACCGUCGAGCUCUACGAAACCAUCUCAACCUCUUCAGAGUCGGAGCAAGAACAUCUCUUCGAUGACAAGGCAACUGCCCGUCUGGUUCGCAAGAUCGACCUGCGGCUACUGCCUUUCCUUGCCCUGCUGUACCUGUUGAGUUUCCUCGACCGUACCAACAUCGGCAACGCCCGUCUGGCUGGCCUGGAGAAGAGCCUUCACAUGGAGGGGCUGGAUUACAACGUGAGUAGUCUUGGAAUAGUGGUUAGAUUUUCACUGACAUCUGACGGCAGNAUUGCUCUCGCCAUCUUCUUCCCUUUCUAUGUUCUUGCUGAGAUACCAUCGAACAUGAUGAUGAAACGUACUCGCCCUGCACUAUGGAUUCCGUUCAUCAUGGUUCUCUGGGGCAUCACCACCACUCUUCUUGGUAUCGUAAAGAACUACCACGGGUUGCUUGCUGCUCGCGCUGCUCUCGGUAUUGCCGAGGGUGGUCUAUUCCCUGGUGUUACCUUCNNUGUGAACAUCACUAUGUGGUACCGUCGUCAUGAAUGCGGUCUUCGCAUGGCCAUCUUCUUCAGUGCUGCAACCGCCGCUGGCGCUUUUGGUGGCCUGCUCGCCCGCGGUAUCAUUGAGAUGGAUAAGAUGGGCGGCCUCCACGGAUGGCAGUGGAUCUUCAUCCUUGAAGGUCUUCUUACCUUCGUCGUCGCCAUCGUCGCCUUCUUCUACAUGAACGACUACCCCCAGACUGCCAAGUUCUUGGACGAGACUGAGAAGAAGGAGAUUUCCCGCCGCCUGGAAGAAGACCGUAGCUCGCUUGCAGACGAGUACGGCACCAAGUACUUCAUGCACGCCGUCAAGGACUGGAAGAUCUGGGUCCACAUGUUCAUCACCUUCGGCAUCUACACCCCUCUCUACAGUUUCUCUCUCUUCCUGCCUACCAUCGUCAAGACUCUUGGCUACAGCAAUGAGAAGGCACAGCUUAUGAGUGUUCCUCCUUACAUUGUUGCUUGCUUCUGCUGUAUCACGGGUGGAUACUUUGCUGACAAACUGCGCACUCGCGGUAUCUUCAUGAUCGGCUUCACUCUUACCGCUAUGCUUGGUGUCAUUCUCCAAGUCUCAUCUAGCAACCCCCAUGUCAAGUACGCCGGUGUCUUCCUUUUCGCUUGUGGUAUCUACCCCAACGUCCCUCAAGGUGUUGCCUGGAACGGUAACAACAUUGGUGGUUCUACCAAGCGUGGUGUCGGUAUUGCCAUGCACGUCGGUUUCGGUAACCUCGGCGGUAUCCUUGCCUCAUUCGUCUACCUCAAGAAAGACUCGCCCAAGUUCCACACUGGUCACUUCAUCCUUCUUGGCUUGAUGAGCAUGUCUUUGAUCCUCCAGAUUUUCAUGACCACUUACCUUCGCCGCGAAAACGCCCGCAGAGAUGCAGAGUACAAGCGUCCCGAGGACUACACUUCCGAGGAGAAGAACCUUGAGCGCGAGCGUGGUGAUAACGCCAGUUUCUUCCGCUACACUGUUUAA